AAAGCUUCUUCUGCAGCCAAUUCUGCUGCUGUUGCUGCUGCUCGCCUUUUUUCUUUUCUUUCUUCUUCUUCGGACGAGAUGAGGGUUUAGGCGGUGAAUGUGCGGAAUUAUGGAUUCUUAUGGAUUGAUGGAUUACUUGAAUUUUUUGGUUUGGUGCGUGUAUGGGCGCGAGAAGGUAUGGGUAGUGGGCAGAAGGACAGAAAGACAGAAAAAAAAAAAAAUCAAGUCGUCGUGUGGAUGGAUGGAUGGAUGGGAAGAGGGCAUUGCAUUGCAUGCAGGCAGUGGUGUUGAAGGCUUGCUUGCCGUAAUGUGUUUGUCUUUUUGCUCUUUUCUUUAUAUAUACAUUAACUUCUACUGCUUCCUCCCGUUUGGGCCUGCUUCUUCUCCUCGCACGCGCCUUGCUCUUCUUCUUGGGUCCCUUUGCGACAUUGUCUUCCCUCGUCGUCAUCGUUCUUUGCUCGGCCAAGUAACCAAGCAUCCAAUGCUGGCCAGUCCAGUCCGUUAUCGAUCUGUCUCGAAUGACCUACUGUACCUAAUAAUACGUCGCUCGGCACCUGCUUCCUCACGAUGCAUGUCCUGUCCCGUGCGUGCUCCUGUCUGCCGUUUUUAUCCAUGCUAGUCGGAGAAUUAUACAUGUUUCUGGUUUCGCUCUUGUGGCCACCAACUAGAUGCCGUAUCCAGCCAUCCAAAACAUCGAUCUCCUCCUCUGCCUCUGCCGCUUCCUACGUACUAUCAAACAUACACGCACGUUUCUGCCUCUAACCCACUCGCCGGCUACGAUGGCUGGCUGCUGCGCCUAGCCUGGCAACACGUACAUCAUAUGUGCAAGGGAGCAGGCACGUUAGUAAAUGCGUUUGUGAGAAC
Aplosporella prunicola CBS 121167 is the source of this 864-nucleotide messenger RNA. RefSeq lists its product as uncharacterized. Lineage: Eukaryota; Fungi; Ascomycota; Dothideomycetes; Botryosphaeriales; Aplosporellaceae. Bases 98 to 619 code for a protein of 173 amino acids. The record is from RefSeq and is a predicted model, not a curated record. The transcript has a single exon.